Molecule: messenger RNA, 477 nt
Organism: Cooperia oncophora
Lineage: Eukaryota; Metazoa; Nematoda; Chromadorea; Rhabditida; Trichostrongylidae
Source: the annotation of a GenBank genome assembly
UUGUUUCAGAAUAGACCAGUUGGAGCAGGUCAUGUGAUAGCACGUUUACCCCCUAACCAUCCUCUCCUGCUAGCUGCUACGUCUGCUUCUGGUAUUGUUUCGGGUAACUCUGCGAAAACUAAGCAGCUGAAGGCACCGUUCACGAUGCGGCCGUCGGUGAUGUAUAGAAUUGCUCGCCGAGUGUGCCCUCGGUCUGUGUUGAAUCUUCGGUUUGCGGCUAGACGACCCACGCUUGAAAUCAGCCUAAGCGCGGUGAAAAACUACUGUUACUCAGUCGAAGCGGCUACGGCAGUGCUGUCAGCUGCUACACAAAUUUAUCAACUGCAUAAUAGAACGUUACCGCCAACGUUCUCUCAGAACUUUACAUUACAGGCGGCUCAGCAUCACCAACUACAGCAGCAAGCUUUGAAAAGGCCGGCCAGUUCCGCCGGAUCAGAACCGAGUGCUAAACGGGAGAAACUGGUAAGUUUCGGUUGA